Molecule: messenger RNA, 459 nt
Organism: Penicillium antarcticum
Lineage: Eukaryota; Fungi; Ascomycota; Eurotiomycetes; Eurotiales; Aspergillaceae
Product: HotDog domain-containing protein
Exons: 2
Coding region: 1-459 (152 amino acids)
Source: RefSeq, a predicted model, not a curated record
AUGGCUUCAGUCCCCGUUCUAAGUGCAAGCAAGACUGACGAGUAUCAAUUCAACUGUAAAACACUCUCCAGAGAAGUCCGUCUAUACCGGACCAUGCAUCCUUCUGCAAGGCCCAAUCACCUCGUUGCGGACUCACUCUUCACUUCGAACAAACUCCUGACUGAUCCAUAUUUCUUCAUUCCCACAAGCCAGGACCAACAUCGAGUCAUAGCUACCUGCUAUAUGGUGUUUCACCUCUGUGGCCAUGUUGGCUACGUGCACGGUGGCGUAUUUGCAAGAUGUGCCUCUCUCGUCUUUGAAAGUGGCAUAGGAAUGACAGCAAGUAUGAAUGAUCACUUUCAGAUCCCAUCGAUCCCAGACCGGGCUGAUGUAUAUCACGCCGAGAUUACUAGAACCGAGGGCCGAAAGGCGGGAGUUACCGGUCAAAUAAGAUGCGUGAAGGAGCUUACGGCAAUUUAG